Molecule: messenger RNA, 1223 nt
Organism: Parasteatoda tepidariorum (common house spider)
Lineage: Eukaryota; Metazoa; Arthropoda; Arachnida; Araneae; Theridiidae
Source: RefSeq, a predicted model, not a curated record
AUUCCGAGUAUAUUAAGACAGGAUAUGUUAAUGUUAAUUCACGAAUCUCAUUUGGGUAUUGCAAAAUGUAAAAGUAGAGCUAGGGAAUUAAUGUACUGGCCAGGUAUCAACCAAGAUAUUGAAACUAUGGUUUCCAAAUGCACCAUAUGUGAAAAAUUUCAAAAGUCCCAGUGUAAAGAACCGCUCAUUCCACAUGAGAUACCGAUUCGCCCCUUUCAAAGAAUUGGAAUUGACAUAAUGUACUUUCAUAAUACAGAUUAUUUAGUAUUAAUUGAUUAUUAUUCAAAGUGGGUUGAGACUAUACCUAUUCAGAAUAAGACUGCUACCGAAAUUAUACUUAAGUUAGAAGACAUUUUUUCCAGAUUCGGAAUACCGGAAACUAUUAUUUGUGAUAAUGUCCCAUUUAACAGCCAUGAGUUCAAAAGCUUUGGAAAGGGGUGGGACAUUGAAUUGAUAUUCACAAGUCCAAAUUAUUCACAAAGCAAUGGGAUGGCUGAGAAAGCAGUUGGGAUAUGUAAGUCUAUCUUUAAAAAAGCUUUUGAAGAUAAUCGUAGACCUUCAGUGGGCUUAUUAGAAUACCGUAAUACACCUAUUUCUGGAUUAGGCUUAUCCCCUGCUCAGCUAAUGUUUAACAGGCGGCUGAGAACUAAAUUGCCCAUUACCAGUAAACUUCUUAAUCCUAAACUUUUUAAAGAUAUUGACAUAGAAUUGUUAAGGAGGCAACAGAAGCAGAAACACUAUUACGAUAAAUCUAGUAAAAUCUUGAAAGAACUUAAACAGGGAGAUAAAGUUAUUGUUCAAAAUUUCAAAUCCAAACUAUGGAAACCAGCUACUGUAGUGGGUAAAACUAAAAGUCCUCGUCAAUAUGAAGUCAAAACAAACUCUGGAAGAACUUUAAUAAGAAAUAGGAGAUUUCUAAAAUUGUCUAAAUCAUGCAAUGAACAUUGUGGUAAUACUGCCAGUCAUUAUUAUGAUGAUCUUGAUGAGUCUCCAGAAAAUAAAUGUACGAUCGUUACUAAUACAGUUUCUAGAUCAGGGACUGUGAAUGGACCAGGCAGUAGUCGUAUAAGACGACGACCUCAAUAUUUAAAUGAUUAUGUAUGUGUUUAAUUUACUAUGCUUAAUGGGAUUACUCUUUAUGUAUUGAAUUAAUUUGAUAAAAUUUAAAAAGGGGGGUGUGAUAUUACAACUUCAACUGCACUUGCUGGAUUGAUGUAUACAAG